Camelina sativa (false flax) is the source of this 516-nucleotide messenger RNA. Lineage: Eukaryota; Viridiplantae; Streptophyta; Magnoliopsida; Brassicales; Brassicaceae. The record is from RefSeq and is a predicted model, not a curated record.
AUGCAUGAAAAAAACAUANAGAAAACUCUGAAUCCGGUUGCAGCCAACGUUCUUGGAACUGAUUUCAUUGCUAAUCACAAUGUCGAUGCCAUUGAUUUUGCAUCGAUUCACUCUUACCCUGACAAAUGGUUUCCAAACUUGGAUGAGAAAUCUCGAAUGGACUUCUUGAGAAAUUGGCUCGAAGCACACAUCGAAGAUGCCCAGAACAUUCUUAAGAAACCUCUAAUCAUAGGAGAAUUCGGGAAACCAAAUAUCACACCAGGCUACACACAGGACCAGAGAGACGCCGUGUUCAAGGCAACGUAUGACAUUGUCUAUGCGUCUGCGCAAAAAGGCGGUGCAGGCACGGGAGCAUGGUUUUGGCACCUUAUUAGCGACGGCAUGGACAACUUCAGUGAUUCGCUCGCCAUUGUACUUAGUGACAACUCGUCGACGGCUAAUAUUAUAAGUGAGGAGUCACGAAAGUUGCGUUUGAUUUCUGGCAAAGGAAAGUUAAGUCGCAAAAUCAUAAACUAA